Messenger RNA from Diachasma alloeum, 1736 nucleotides. Its product is annotated as cysteine protease ATG4D. The coding region runs from base 1 to 1455 and encodes 484 amino acids. Gene Ontology annotation, molecular function: protein-phosphatidylethanolamide deconjugating activity. The transcript is spliced from 4 exons. NCBI's taxonomy places the organism in Eukaryota, Metazoa, Arthropoda, Insecta, Hymenoptera, Braconidae. The record is from RefSeq and is a predicted model, not a curated record.
AUGGCUUUUUGGGAUAGACUGCCGGAGAUCCCCAUCAAACCCUUUGACGGGAAGAGGCAGGAUUAUCCUGAAUGGGCAAGCACCUUCCCUUCAAUUAUCAGGAAGAAAGAGAAGCUCGAUAAUGUCAGGAAGAUGCAGCACUUGAAGGGUGCACUCAGAGGAGAACCAGCUAAACUCAUCUCAAAUAUCGACAUCGAUGACAACGCUUUUGAUAUAGCAUGGAGCAUCCUCAAAAGCAGGUAUGAUAUCAAGAGAUUGUUAAUCACAGCUCAACUCAACAAACUCCGAGAUCCGCCUCCAGUCAAGGAGAGGAAGGCAGCUGAGUUACACAAAUUGAUCAGUGACACAACUCAAGCCACGGAAGCACUGAAAUCACUCGGAAUUCCUAACGAUCAAUGGGGUCCCUUGAUUAUUCACAACGUGGUCCGAAGACUUGAUAAGCAGACACAUGCUCUCGAGGCGAUGGAAAUCGAGACAUUCAAACAGGUCAAGCCACCCCCAACGCAGAAAGGAUCAACCGAUAAGACAACUCACCAACUCAUCAAAAGCAAUCAACACGCUGCUAAGGUGAUGGAUGCCAGCAGCUCCACUAAAGAAUCUUGGAGGUGGAGGCCAGAUCAACCAAUCCAAACUCACCAACAAUUUGCAGAAGAGAGUAAGCACAGAAUGAUCAUAAAAUGGUUUGGUGAUCAGCCAGCAGCUCAGUCUCCUUUUUCAAUACACUCCCUUGUAUCAUUGGGGGCCUCGACAGGAAAAAGAGCUGGAGACUGGUACGGUCCAGCCUCGGUAGCUCACCUUCUAAGUCAAGCUUUCAAAGUAGCUGCCACUAGACAUGAGGAACUGGAGAAUUUGAGUGUCUACGUCGCCCAAGACUGUGCUGUUUAUCUAGAAGACGUAAGAAGGUCCUGUGAACGUUCUGAUGGCACGUGGAGGUCACUAGUUAUCCUAGUACCUCUGCGAUUAGGUGCAGAUAAACUGAAUUCUGGUUACGGACCUUGUUUAACUGCUCUCCUCAGUCUAGAAGUCUGCAUUGGUGUUAUUGGGGGUCGACCACGACAUUCUUUAUACUUCAUUGGAUAUCAAGAAGACAAAUUGAUUCAUCUUGAUCCACAUUAUUGUCAAGAGACUGUCGACGUAUGGAAACAUAACUUUUCACUCGCCAGUUUUCACUGUUCUUCUCCAAGGAAAAUGUUACUUUCUAAGAUGGAUCCCAGUUGUUGCAUUGGGUUUUAUCUUCAUGAUAAAAAGUCUCUAGAAAGUUUCAUUAAGAUUGUUCAACCCUUUUUAGUACCACCGAAUCAAAAAGUUGAGUAUCCAAUGUUUCUUUUUUGUGAUGGAAGUGGAGAUGAGAUGCGUCGCGGAUAUUCAGAAUCGCCUUCAACUAACACGAAUUUAGCACAAGAUACUCCAUGUGAUGAUGAACAUUAUGAGUGCGAGGAGUUUGAACUCAUUUGAAUUAAAUUAUCCGUGCGAAAUUCUCAAUUUCAUUCGGUGCUCAAGUGAUGAAAAAGUUUACGACAAAAUUUACUAAUGGUGGAUAUCUUGGGAGGUAAAGAAAUGCUUGUGGCAGGAGACUUUAUUUUUAGCGAUUUUGUGGAUUAAAAAAAACUUUAGGAUAUUUGCUGAUCAGUCUUUAGAUAUUUGUAGAACAGAAUGAAUCAGCCGAAGAUAUUCGAACCGUUUCUGUUCAUUUUCAAAAAUAUUCUUUACUUCUCAGUCGUGAUCUGGUAUGGCUA